Molecule: messenger RNA, 1003 nt
Organism: Aegilops tauschii subsp. strangulata
Lineage: Eukaryota; Viridiplantae; Streptophyta; Magnoliopsida; Poales; Poaceae
Product: antimicrobial ginkbilobin-2-like protein
Source: RefSeq, a predicted model, not a curated record
CGGUCACACUUGUUUAUAUAUCGACACCGUGCAAGUGUGCAACCAACUUGCUCCACUCACCGACCGGCCAUGGCGAUUCUUGAAGCCACGCUCGUUCUCCUCCUCCUCCUGGUAGCACCGGCGGCCGGCUCCGACGACGCGCUCGCCGCGUCCUGCUCCGGCGCGCGCAGCUUCGCCGCCGACAGCCCCUUCGCCAGCAGCCUGCGCCAGCUGAUGUCGCUCCUCGAGACCAAGGCCCCGGCCAUCGGGUUCGACAUCGGCACCUCUGGCGGCGUGCACGGCCUGGCCCUCUGCCGCGGCGACGUCCCCAGGACGACAUGCGCCGAGUGCAUCCGCUCCGCGGGCGCCCAGGCCCAGCGCCUCUGCUCGUCCAAGAAGGACGCCGUCGUGUGGCUCGACGCCUGCAUGCUCCGCUACUCGGACGAGCACUUCUUCGGCGAGGUCGACGCCGACCACAGCUUCGUCGUGCCGGGCGGCGUCCAGGACGCGGCGAGGUCGGCCGAGUUCGACAACGAGGUCGCCGGCAUGAUGAAGAGGCUCACGAGGACGGCGUACCUCUCGCCGCUGCUGUUCGCCGCCGGGGCGGCCGAGGCGGUCGCCGGGACGCGGAGACUGCACGGGCUCGCCCAGUGCACCAAGGACCUGUCCGGUGGGGACUGCAAGCUGUGCCUAGAGGCCGCCAUUGGUAAGCUGCUGGCGAGAGGGUGCGCCAAGGAGGGAGGGAUGGUGUUAGGCGGAAGCUGCAGUUUGAGAUACGAUCUGUAUCCCAUUUUUGAUUCCUAGCUAGGUGGCGGUACCUUCCCUUAAUUUGUUGUUGUAAUUAAGGUGUCCACUCUUAUACCCACAUGCAUUGUUCAUACAAAUUCUCAUGAAUAUAUUCAGAUACAAGAAACUUCAGUUUAUGUUUGUAAAACAAAACAAGGGUGGGAACUAGGAAUACUAUCUGCCGAAUAUAAAUCACUUUGACAUUCUUUGCUUUCAUGCGAUUGGUCGUUAAAUUUAA